This is a messenger RNA of Pocillopora meandrina, 26377 nucleotides long. NCBI's taxonomy places the organism in Eukaryota, Metazoa, Cnidaria, Anthozoa, Scleractinia, Pocilloporidae. The record is from the annotation of a GenBank genome assembly.
GGGGUAAAAUUUCCAUAGGGUUUGUCUACACACGCGCAUGCGUUAUUUGCUCGAUUCUUGCAUGGGACAGUUUGUAUUAGCGUGCUGUGAUACCGAGUAAGAAUUUGAUCAUGUGUUCUUUCGCCUCUCGCAGGAUAACAUUCUAAGAUCGCUGAUUGCUGUGGCAUUAUGUACUUGAUGUAUCACUUUUUAAAAGUCGCCGUACAUCGCUCUCAUGCUUCGACAGGAGGAAUCGACAACGCUGCCCAAUAGUGCAGGCCUACAUGAAGUAAACGUAAGAGCCACUUCAGCUGGUAAAUCAAGUAAGUGCGAAGCUGGUUGUUUAUUUCAUUCCUGCUCCCCGCGGUAAUGUACACGCAAAUCACUACACAUUGCUAUCACGAGAUGUUGAGCGGCAGAGUUUGCGUCCAUCAAAGGGACAUUUUCCAAACAAAACAAUAUUCUACUCAUGUAGUUCUGUAGGGGGCAGCAAUGUGUAUACGAGGGAUUAGAAUGCAAAACAGUUUUUUUAUUUAACACUUUUUGUCAUUUCUUCGAGGACGAAUUAAGCGUCCUUUGACCCGGUCAUGAGAAUCUUUGAUAUGCGCCAAAACAAGAAUCAGAGCUUACUGAUUUCAUGACGGCCUUCUCGUGUUACAACUAGUUACUCUCCGAAUUGAAGAGGACCGACGACGAAAGUCAUAAAUUUUUUGUAAUGCGGAGUUUAGCUCUUUAUUGUGUAGCUUAAUGUAGAGGAAGAUGUUAAUUGAAAUUUGAAAUAUUUUUUCGGGGAAUUCGGGGCAGGUUUUCACGUGCUCUUGAAAAUGAAGGCAACUAAACUAAUUUUCUCUUCUUGAAAGAGACCUUGCAGUGACAGAAAAAUUGAUUAAACAAAUACUAUCCAAAGAACUCAUAAAUGAGUUAGGUUUGUAUGCAUCCUUGACCAAUUAGGAAACCUUCACUUAAUUCAAGUCUAAACUUCUUUUCACAGCGAUGUGUAAAGAAUACGAGCUAAACAAUAGUUCAUUUACAUAUAUAACUUAAUGAUAAACACCAGUGAGAAUUGGCUUUAAAUACUUCACUUUGCUCAGUUUUCCAAACACAGUGCCUGUAUAGGUUUUAAACUGAUUUUUGCUUCUCAGGGGUAAUAUAUUUAAUAGUUGUGGCGGCAACAGCGAGGGUGUUCCUAAUCCAGUUUAUGAAAAGGGCUAAUCUUUAUUUGACUCAAAGCCGCUGUUAUUGAAAUAUACACGUCUCACCAACUCGUUUAUCGCUCUACAAUUCCAUGACAUUUGACAUUUUCGUGGCUUGCUUUGUAAAGUUUGUGUCAAAAAGCCGUUUAACGACAGCAUAUGCUUCCGCUGUUUGUUGUAUUAAGUAAAGAGUUCGCUCGCUUUGCUGUCACUUAAAAGAGUUAAUGCAAUCUCCGGUUUUUCUUUCUUUUUCUUUGAGAAACCUUGGCUUAAUAUCAUUUGCAUUGUGAUAUUCAGUUUCCAUUCAGUGUCAUGUUGUUUGUUUUUUGAUAUCAAGUUCCUCCUUUUUUUUUGUUUCGUCGAAACUUAGAUUUAUUAAUGUUUGGCUUAUGAUAGCGAAAAGUGGGUAUCAAAAUAUUCGUGUUCACAUAAUUUUCACACUAAGUGACUGUCACACUCCUCACCUCGUGUUGCGUGUUGCGUGAAGUAAAAUACAGUCACGCUCAGAAAUUUUAUGCCAUUCAAAUCCAGGCGUCUUAAUAGAUUUAACUUAAUCAUUUCUUCUUCUGUUAAAAACCUCAAGUUUCACUUUUCCACUCUGCUAAUGUGCAAGUCAGUGGGGUAUGCAGAAAGUGAGCGAGUAUACAAUUUUAUGCGCUAUCAUCACGCGCGUGUGAUACUUGGUUCACGGAUUUAUCUCGAGUUUUGGAUUUUUGUUUCUCACUUAUCUACAGUCUAUCGGAAUUUAGAUGGUUAACUUAAAUGAUUUCAUUUUUUUUUUUCGAAUAUUAUUUUGAUAUCAUAAAUACCAUAAAUAUUCAACGAGCUCUUUGAGUCACGUGACAACUGAAGGACAUGCGCCGAGCGCGAAAUUUGAUUUGCUAGAGCGGUGUAGUUGAAACGGCAGUACAUCAUUUCCUUUCAAGCAACAUUUCAAGCAUGUUUCUUUAAAUUUCAAGGGAACUUUUAAUCAGAACUCGGUGUUUAAUUCUAGAGCUGUACUACUAUGAGAAUUCAUCUACCAGGCAGAGGGAAAGGUGAGAGGAGGGACAAACUCGGCUGCGAGAUUUUUUAUAGUCACGUACUUCUCUCCGAAUUCAGUUCGCCAAACUGCUGUAAUUGAGUUUUAUCUGAUUGAUUUGCAGAAUCAUCGAGCAGUGGACAUGAAAGGUAAGUGUUAAUAUCGCCUUGUGUUGGUUAUCUCUCUGGCGUAGACCUGUUUAUUGCGAUUCGUUAACUUUUAACUUACAUUCGAGUAGUACUUAGCGCUAAAAAUAACCGAUUGGUGCGAUAAUUGAGGGCACUUUUAACGUCAUCAGCCGAUCAUGUCCUUCCAUAGUAGUAUUUUGGUUUCGUGUACGUAAGCUACCACAACUAUAACUUUUCCAAGCGUUAAUUCUUUCACAUGGCUUGCACAUAUAUUAAACCAUAGCGUUGGUGCUUGCGCAAGUCGUCUGUUGCGAUAAAGUAAACAAACACUGAAAGUUUCUUUGUGAAGUGACGCGGACGGACAUUUUUGAUGCUCCUAGAAGCUAGAAGCAAAGCUUUAUAAUAGGCUUUAACGAUCGGUUGUUGACAUAGAAUAAUACCCCAUAGACGUAGUGAUUGAAGGAUUCGAAGCUUGAUGGCAAUAUCAUUUGGAUAUGGAAGGUGAAACUGCAUGAGCGUAAUUUUAUUAAGCUAAUUUUUUGUAGUUUUUCGAUUCAAGUUAAGCUUAUGUACACUCUCUUUACGACACAGAAUUUACCCUUCUUUCUCUAUUAUACUUUUAUUGCUUAUUCAAAGAAAACUUUCUUUUAUGGUGAAAUUUUUCCCCAAAAUUAGGGAAGACAUAUGUUUUCACUUGGAAAUAGGCAUACGGCUAACUUCUUCGUAAUCUCAGCUUUGGCGAGAUUGUACGUAGCGUCCAUUUGUUUUGGAAAAGUAACAACAGCACAAACAAACAAGCUUAAAUUGUAAUCAGUCUAUUUACGUCCGUUUAUUUAUGAUAAUGUAGAUAUAUUUUGAUGCUAAAUUGUUCCCAGAAGCUCAAAACGGUGUCAGUACAGUGCAUACAGUUUAUUAAAGUGUUAAUUCGUGUUGAAAGCACGAUAUUUUCGUUUCGGAAUUACUGGUUAUUUCUUUGCAAACUAGUCAGUAUUAGAGAAGAUUAAUUGGUAAAAUUUUCGCACAGCAUCAUACUAUUGUAAAACAAAUCUAUUUUCUCAAUGGCGAUGUAUUUUUUUGGUCAUUGUUUUCUCUAUCCAAGAACUGAAUGCAUAAUGUAGUAUGGGGUUGUGCGGAAAUUUUACCGUAUUUUCCAAUAAUUGAAUUUGAUUUGGCCUCUCCCCUGAUGUUAUUUCGAGUUGCUGUUAAUUCUGAACAUGUAUGCAACAGGUGGUCAUGGAGCAUUAACAAAUAUUGUAUUUUAAUUGCAGAAGACAUAUCUUUAUGACAUUAUAUUUAUAUAUAUGUAUUAUAUUUUUAUUAAUAUAGCUAUGUUGUAAGCAGUGACCAUUGAGUGUAGACUGUUUAUCUUUUAUUUAUAAAGAACCAAUGUGCAUGAAAUAAGUUGAGUAUUAUUGCUGCAGAUACCUCCAUGAUUUUCAUUAAUUUUGCUGAAACUGCAAGCAGGGCAUGAAAUUGUGCCUAAUACAGGCGCCAAUGCUACUAAAUUUUUCACUUUGGCGACUAAAUCCUGAGAAUUAGUCGCCAAAUUGGCGACUAGAAUGUUUCAUCAUAACUUUAGGUAGAGAUACAGUGAAGUAAAAAGAUUUGCAAAGACAAAUCCGGGGCAAACUUCCUUGUUAAGUUUGUUUCCAAAACACAGCACAUGCAUCUCCAUCGAUAACUAGACGCCAUAUUGGAUUUAGGUAAGCUUAAACGUUGUAUAUCAUCCAUCCUAGUGUCCACUUUGUAGCACGUUAAAGAUCUUUUCCCUAACUUAGUUUCUAGAACGAUGACAGUGUAAAAAAAAGGUUUUGUUUGUCUUUCAAAAUGGUGACCAACUUUUUUUGAACUGGCCAUCACUUUGAAGAAUUUAGGAGCCAAGUGGCUAUCAGAAAAAAAAAUUAAUUUCACGCCCUGGCAAGCAUUUCAUGAUAAGUUAUAAAUAGCAAGCUGUUACCACAGCAGCAUCAACAUGCAUGUCCAUAAUGGAAUUGUCAACCUGCUGUCCAACUUCUACAUAUUGUAUUGAUAGAAAAGUCAUUUAUUUUGGAAAGAAAGAAGCAUUGCUGAACAACAAUUUAGAGAUGCAAAUCUUGCCUCACAAUUUAUUGGUAACAAGUUUCCUAACCUUGUUAUGUUGUUUUCCACUUUACUUAUAUGCAUUUUGAGUGUGUUAAAAUGUUAAUUGUACCUCAGUCUAUAUUUUAAAACAGGAAGGUAUUUUUAUGAGGUAGAAUCACACAAUUUUGCUUUAAAACUGAGCAGCAGGUAAAUUGUGAUUGACUUGUCAUCCUGGUUUGUAAGCAUUUGCAUGGAUUUGAGUCUUAAUUCCAAUUGCUGGAAUGUAAUUUGUUAAUGGAACUUAAUGGCUAGAUGACCCUUAACUUCCAAUCUUGUUGUUUAUUUAUCAGUUGAAGUUGGAAUUUUUUUCCAAUCUGGAGAGAUUAUAAAUAUAGUAUUUAGAUACCCACUAUAUCUUGAAUUUACGAAGAAGUGGACAUGAUUUUUCUUUUGGUGAAUGUGAUAAAGGUGGUUUUCCACAACUGUCUUCAAACAGAAUGAAAUAUUAAAAAAGUUUGAAUAUAUUGGAAAGUUAUGAAUAUAUUUCCAUGUUAGUUGCACCUUGCAUGGUGUGUUUCCUUAGUAUGUUUGCUUUACAAUUCGGAUGUUUUAGAUUCAAAGUUCUAUUCAUUCAAUCAUUCAUCCAUGAUUACCUUUGACGUAUAUUCAAUUUCCACAAAUAUCAGUACACUCAGCCAUGCAUGCCACUAGUCUUGGAGAAAAUUAUUCAUAAACAAAAUCCAGCACUUCAAGGAGAGUUUUCCAAAAAACUUCUCCAAAAAGUCUUUUAAAUAUAUUUUGUUUUGAAGUUAGAUCUUGAAGGAUAAAUUGUUUCCAAAGUGCAUGCCACAUUUGCUCAAUAACUUGGCUUAUAAUUCUCUCUCAUGUAUAAAGAUUACAAUAAUAUAUUCUUUGUGUAGGAGGCACAAAAGAGAGGCUGUUCCCUGCAGGGGAAUGGAUUGUUAUGGAUAUUAUUGGCAAUCUAUCUUUGGAUGUUGAAUUGAAUAGCCCCUAAUAGAAAUUCCAACCCAUGGCGUUAUAGGAGAGGAUGAAUAAUUUUGGUGGUUAUUAACACUGUGUGUAGGGAAAGCAGUUGAAUUUUCCAAGGUCAUGUUUUAGAGAGUAGUAUUUUCAAUAUCACAAUGAAUGAAAUGACCAUUAAGCUGCUUUGACAUGAUGCUUAUGGUUCCUGAACACAAAUGUAGGUUUAGCAGGAGGCAUAGUCACUCAUUGUGUAAUUUUUGUCAAAGGUAAAGUGCUAUGUAGUAAUCUUGAAUAAGAAUAUCAGGCAGCAGUGAGUUGUACCUAAUGUUGUAGCUUAUUCAGUGGUUGAGGACAUUGUUGAAUCAAAAUGAUAUUCUUUCAGGGUUUGAGUUUAAGGUUUUCUACUUUUUUGCUAUCACGAGAUUAUACUGUUUAUAUUAUAUUGCAUCCAUCCUUGAUGAAGUGCAAGAUCACCGGUCACUUUUCUUGUUCUUCUGGACAUUUUUGUUUCAGUUGUUACCACUUCAGAACUUCUAUCCAUUUUAAAUUUGUGCCAAGAUGAUUUCAUCAUGAUGAUGUGGCUAUAAUUUUCCUAAAGAAUAUGGUAUAAAACAAGUUUUCAUAGCAGAAUUGUUUUCUCCAUUCUUUGAUAUUAUGGUUCACUACUAGCCUCUGCUGUUGUAUCGUGAUAACUCUUUUCUCCAUGGUUUUUAUCAGUUGUUUAUGUUGCAUUGUGGUUGUAUUUAAUUACCAUAUCUGUUAUUAUGAUAUUUUCUGUGAUGCUGAGAAUUUGAAAGGUUAGAAUAGUUUGUACUAAAGCUUUUAGUACAUGGCUCUAUUCUUACAUGAGAACUGGCACUUUGCCAAGUGAUGUACUAUUUGGUUUUUUUUUUGUAUAUCUUACAUAUGUCUUAGGAAUCUCUAAUUGGCUUAGACUUAAAACCCUGCAUUUUUAAUAUUUGUUUUUUGUUUAAAUUUUCUGUGAUCAGCAUAUAUUUCUAUUUUCAUUUGUUGUCAAUCUUUUUAAUUUGUAUUUUGCUCUUCUUUGCUUUUCAAAAAUGAAAUUUUUAGUGAGAAUCGUAAAGCAAAACUGUUGAAUUGGUAUCACUUAUGUAUAUAUACCAUUUAAAUAUUAUCCCAUAACUAUUUGUAAUACAAUAGGGAUACACAUGGCAGAUUCAAGUAAGAAAUUAUAGAGAUUGUCUCUAAAUUAAAUCUUUAUCCAAAACAUUUUUGUGAAAUGGUGCCUAAGGAACAUGAAUCAUGAAUUUCAGAUAAUCAGAAAUAACUUCUGUGCAUGAAGAUUGACUUUAUUAGUAUAAAUUAUGAUAAGUGUAAAAAAAUCAUAUUUGUUAUUUACUUAGAUAUUCUUAUUUGGUUUUAGUCCUUAUAUUUAUAAUAAAGGUCUAUAAAACUGUGGAAAUGUUUUCCUAUUUAUUUUAAUGCACCAAUUAUACUCUUGUCAGAAGUGUAGAAAGUGGCUGUUUUGAUUUUCAGUGGAGAAGGAGAUAACAUUCGAGUGUAUGUACGUGUCAGACCUCCGGCUAAAAACCUUGAAACAGAUGUUGAUCGCACACCAUGUCUAGAUGUAACAUCUGGAAAUACAGUUGUUCUUCAGAGCAAGCCUGAUCCAAAAACAUUUUCCUUUGAUCAUGUGGCUGAUAUUAACACAACUCAGGUAACUACCAUUUUGUAAGUUUGCAGACAAUAGUUUAUGUCAAAGAAAUGCUGGUAGGUUUUUUGUUUCCAUUAAUCUUCCAUUCUGGUUAAAAAGCUUUCAUCCCAGGAGUCUUAAAUGUGUUCUUCCAGUUGACUACUACUGAGUACAUUGGAAUUACAGAACCUUUGUAAUGUGUUUAAAUCAUGUAUUUUUUAGUGUUUUGGCGCAAGUCUAUAUAUUUGCCAUCAGAUGUACUUCCUGUGAUAUCCAAAAAAGUUCCAUAAAGUUUUUCAUGGAUGUAAAGAUGUUAGUUUGUUUGGAACUGACACAACUUUUAAUAUUUAUUAAAACUUAAGUCAUUAUCCAUGUAAUUUUUGAACAGGAAGAGGUCUUUGGAGCAGUUGGGAAGAAGAUUGUGGAGGGUUGCGUUGCAGGUUACAAUGGAACAAUUUUUGCCUAGUAAGUUGAUCAAUAUAUAUAGCUAAUGUAAUACCUAUGCACAGCUUUGAGUUUGUAUUCCUUUAUUCUUGUGAUUCAUUAAAUUGUUUUUAGAUAAUUAUUGGGCAAUGAAGCAAGCCUCAUGGUCAAGUGACUUUCACUACCUCCUACUGGGUUACUUGCUUUGUUUCAGACACUUUGAUGGUGAAAUUGAGUGUUGUUCUUGUUAUUCUUAUUUGAAAUAGCUUGAUAAAACAGUUUUCUUACCACUUCUGUGUUCAUAUAUCUCUUUACUACUUUCAUGUAAAAAUGAAAUAUGUAAUAACAUUUGGCAUGCCAUCUCAAAUUUGAUAAACUCUCAGGUAGAAAAAUUUUUUCAUGGUUGAUCAGCCAUUUUAAGAUGCCUUUUCUGUUCCCAACUCACUAAUCAAUUUGUUUAUGAUUUGCUUCCUUCCUCAGUGGCCAGACUGGCUCAGGGAAAACAUUCACCAUGCUUGGUAAGGCUUGGCUGCCAAACAUGUUUGAUUAAAUAACAUUCCCUGGUGUGAUGCAAAAGGCACUAGAAACUUCCCAUUUGUCUGAGUUGUUGUCUAUCUCUGUGUGAUAGGACCUGCUGAGGGAGAGGAAGAGAGCUUUACUCAUCAGCUCCGUGGUGUCAUACCACGUGCAUUUGAAUACCUAUUCAGUUUGAUAAACAGGGAACAGGAAAAGGUAUAUUAUUGUGCAUGCCUGAAAAAAAUACCUCUUCUUAGGAUAUAUUGUCUAAGUACAUGUAGUGCUAUUAACUCCCACUUUGUUGUAAUAAAAAAUGAUAUAAUAUUCUCAUAGACUAUUUUAAAGAUAUGUAAAGGAACUUUUCCCCUAAGCUGUCAAAAGGAAGCUUAGUUUUUAGGAAAAAUUGAAAAACUGAUUGUAUUCGGUUUUUUUGUUUUUUGUUUUUUUUGUCUUUUUUUUCAGUAUGGUGAACGAGUAGAAUUCUUGUGUCGCUGCUCUUUCCUGGAGAUCUACAAUGAACAGAUAUUUGACUUGUUAGAUCCUGCGUCAAUGGGCCUGUCACUUAGGGAGGACAUCAAGAAAGGUGUAUUUGUAGAUGGGUUACUAGAAAGAGAUGUGGCGAGUGCAAGGGAUGCUUACAGGGUAUGCACAUUUGUCUUAUGUUAAACUUGAUAUCAUAAGUUUUUGUCAAUCAUUUAUAAAGAUAUCCCUUAAAUGAGGUUUUCUCUUAACUUCCAUGUACUUCAGGUUGUUCUUAAACAUAAAAGAUUUGAGAAUUCAGUCGCUACUAUGUGGGAUUCUGUUGAUAAUUUUGAUUGCCUGGCCAAUGUUCUCCUGUUACCUUACCUGUUUCUCCUAUUAAUGAAAGGUGACAUUCUUAUUACGGUCGGCAACUUUAUAUUUGAUCAUUCCAAAACUCACUCAAAUAAUAAUUCUUUCUUAGGUGUUGAAUUCUGGUUGGCUGAACAGAAGAGUAGCCUCCACAUCGAUGAACAGAGAAAGUAGCCGCAGCCAUGCAGUUUUUACAGUGACUUUAGAAUCAAAGGUUCAGCAAUUUUGUAUAACAAACUAUGUUAUUUUACAUAAGUACUUUAUGGUGUUAAUAACCUUUUAUCCUAAUACUUUUCAGGAACGUAAGGCAGGUAUGGCUAGUAUCAAAGUGUCCCGUCUUCAUCUUGUGGAUUUGGCAGGUUCUGAAAGACAGAAGGAUACUCAUGCAGAGGGCCUCAGACUUAAGGUAAACUUUAAUUCACUUCCUGCAGUAGAUCUGUAACAAACUUGGUAACAAAAAAGUUAUAACCAUUAAGUACUAAACUUGUUUACCUCAGCAUCAAAAUAAAUGCUUUUGAGUGGCAUUCUGUCAAAGUUUCAUUUAGUUAGGUGUUAUUAGUCACAGUUGAAGGUAUGAACUAGUCAGCACUGUCAUAUCCUUUCUCUGAUAGCUUUUACCAUGUGAUAGCUUUUGCUAUAUGGAUUAAUUUUUGGAGAUAUUGUAUAAUUUUUGAACCAUGCAAUGGGAAUGACUUCUUUGGACUUAAUUCACUUCAUUUUGUAAUUGGCAUAUUUGUUUUUUUUUCAUCAGCAUAUACAGUUGUACAUAUACAUGUAGCUGAUCAGCUUUGUUUUUCUCACUUUACAGGAAGCAAGUAGUAUUAACAAGUCGUUGUCAGCACUUGGUAAUGUGAUCAUGGCCUUGGUUGAUAUCACUCACGGGAAGACCAGACAUGUUCACUAUAGAGACUCAAAACUAACGUUCCUUUUAAGAGUAAGUAAUAUUAUGACUGUCUCUUAUACAGCGCUAAAACUUAACAUUAAUUCUACUUCUUUCUACCUACAUAUGAUUUUGUAUCAGUGUCUUUAGCACUUAGCUUUUGCAGGGUUGUGGUGCACGUAGUAUUACAGUAUCAUGGUACAUUAAUCUAACAUUGAUUUUUAUUUCGCAGGACUCACUGGGUGGCAAUGCAAAGACUUAUCUUAUUGCAAAUGUACAUCCGUCUGCUAAGUAAGUUCUUUUUGGACAAAAUACAGCUUUCCCUUUAUAAGUGAUAAUAAAAGGGCUUUAUGUAGAUAUCUGCUGACUGGUUCCUCCUUGAAAGCUGUUUUACAUGUGUAAAGGGAUUUUUGUCAGGAUUGAGUUGUCAACAACAAUUUAACUGUGGUCAUUUUUCUUUUGUAACAGGUGUUUUGGCGAAACAUUAUCCACUCUAAACUUUGCUAAAAGAGCAAAGAUGAUUAAAAACAAGGUAUUGUGCUUAUUCUCUUCUUGUGGUACCGUAAAUAAUCAGGUUAUUUCGAGUGUGAGUGGUUAAGGCACAAAUUGAGAGCCUUAUGAUGUUUCAUAUUGUAGGCUGUGGUGAAUGAGGAUGCUACUGGAAGCAUUACUGCUCUUCAAGCUGAAAUAAGACGACUUAGAGAGGAGCUGGAGAAAGCUCGAGGUGACAGCGCUAAUUUCUUAGUUCAGAAUAAGUUCAGAGACCACUCUAGGAAUAUUGCAAUUUGUCCAUGGGUAAUUCAUUGGGCAAUAGGUUCCCUCAUCCUCAAUUCGACUGUUGAGGAUGUUGUCUCUGAGAACUUGUUAAAAUAUUUCAGCUUCCUGUUCUCUUGUUCGCAUAGCUUUUUCAACUAUCUCCGCAUCAUUCUUGUCCCCAAUUUACUUAGCGUGUGUUUUUUUACCCUUCUUUUAGCUGGAAUUCCAAAGCAAAUCACCAGACAAGGUACGAUGUUAGGCAUCUAAAAGCAAAAUUCCGCGUCCUUAGUAUGUCGUUUUAAAAUUUUGCCCCAUGUAGCAAGAGGAAAUGCUUAGGUCAAUGAAAAACGGUUAAUUUGUGACAGAGAGUCAUGUGUUGUAGGUGCAUCUAACUCAACCGAAUUUCUCAUUUUCCAGAAUCAACUGAAGCAGAUCAUAAAAAUUCUCGAGGUGAAGCUUGUGUCCCUGCUGAUACAAACAACAAUAACAAUAACAGUAACAAUAACUCUGGAAUAGAUGUGAAUCAGCAGUACCGGGAGUGGAGAGAAAUGAUGGUGGCAGCCACUGCGGCGAGGGAUCGAGCCGAACAGGAAAAGCAGGUUUGAAACAGGCUCGACGUUUUAGUAAAUCAUUAAUUAGUAAAUCGUGAAACAUGAUGAAGGGAACUGCUUUCAAAGCAACGUCUUAAGAAAAAUCUUGGUCAUUCAAUUUUAACUCCAGUUGUCAUGGAGAAAGAGACUAGAUUAAAUGCCUUAUGGUCGAUCUUGCAUCUGUGAGGAAGAGCUCCCCAUUGACUAUGGUAGCAGGAUAGCAUUAAAGAAACAUGCAUCACAGGAAAGCUUUAUUUUUUAUCGUCUUAUCUCUCUCUUUCCAGUGCUUAGUUGAGAAGGUGCAAAAGCUCGAGGAAUUGUGCAGCAAAAAGGAAAAAUUCCUUCAGGUCUGUGUAUAGAGAUCUUAUGUUUCAUCAAAAAUUGAUAUAAUCUGAAAUAAUCGGAAGUAUCGUGCAAAUUUUGUACAUGUAACUUUGAAUUUCUUUUUUGUUCUACAGUCGACAAAGAUGAUCCUAAAGUUUCGAGAAAGCACAAUUUCUAGACUGGAGAGACUGAGAAAACGAGAUAAGGAAGGGCCUGACGGCCAAGACGACGAUAAGGAGAGAGAAAUUGUGAGUUCGGCAGAAACAUUCCUCGAUUUUAUCUACUUAUCAAUGUUUUGUUAGCAAAAUGUAUACAAAAUGGUUAAUUAGCUCUUGGCCUUGGACGUUUUAUGGUGUUUUGUUUUAGUUCGUAUUUAAUGAAGCUUCCAAGGAUUGGAAGGAAUGCAGUUGUGCUAUAAAGUCAACACAGUUUCCUUCUUAAUUGGUUAAUACCCUUUUUCAUGCUUUUAUGUGCAAAAUUAAUAACUUCCGGUAGCUUUGAGAUUUUUCAGUAUCACCUUCACUGAUAUUGCAAAAUACAGUGGUUGCUGUUUUCUUUGGUAAAAAUCUCUAGAGCUGUUUUGUUUUCCUCCUACUCUAGCAACUUCUCAAAGAAGAAAUCGCCGUAAUGAAAGAUAAACUUGAACACCACCCAGAUGUCACGAGGUUCGCUAUGGAAAAUCUAGAGCUUAGAGGUAACGAACUACCUUCAGAAAACUGUUUGAACCUCAUUUCAUAUUCUUUAGACCCAAGGUGUGCUAUUUUGUCAGAAGAGAGUACUGCACGUGGUGCUCUCUUUUUAAAAUUCGAAACUUUUGACGUCUGCUUUGCCUUUUUUUUAGCGGAGCUUAAGUGCAUACGCACCCGGGAUGAAGAUGGGACUGAUUUCACUCAAGAUCUUGCUAAAAGUCAGCGCUACACGUUGCAGUUGGAGAGACAAUUGAGGGAAUUGCUUCAGUCACCUCAAGGAAGUGGUCAGUUUAUUACAUAAAACUUUAUGGGGUCUUACUUUAUCAGUCAGUAAUAGCAUACCAUUUCUCAGAUAGUCUAGGAAUCGUCUCACUGUUGUAUGGUCUUACUGUCUUGCAGUCAUCCCAACUGAAUUCACCCUGUGUUUGCAGCGUGACAUCAUCUUCUUAACUGACUUUCAAUACAUGCGAUCUCUUUACCCUAACAAAAUCCUAUAUGAGGCAAUAGUCGGCCAGCGAACUUUGCCUUCGAGACGCGAAGUGUCUGUAAUAGCGACGUUUUCAAAAGUGCUAUGGGUAGUUCUAGUAGUUUGCAUAUUGUUGACUUUGUUCUUUUCAUGUACUCAUUUUACAGAACUUGAGAGAAGUUUAUCCAACUCCUUGCUAAACUUGGAAGCGUCGAAUGCCGAACUCGAAAAGUUCAAACUCGAAAGAGCGCAAUUACACGCUCAAAUGGAAUCGGUGAGUAAUGGAGAUAAGCAGAAAUCGUGACUCUGUUCAAGUUAGCAAAUUUCUUCCCUGAAUAUGUUGACGCCAGUUCAGUUCUCAAGUUGAUUAAUUUUUUGUUGUCAAGUUUUUUGUAUGUCAUACGUCGUAGGCCGUUUUAAUUGUAAGGUAAAGUCAAAGUAAGGUAUCGUUUGAUGUUGAUUAAGGCAGAAGUUGAAUUUUAUUUUUUGUAUUUUAUCCAAGACUCGAGAGGAACUGACAGAAACCCGUGAAAGUUUACAACAGACUAAGGAAAAACUAGUGGGACAAGAGGAGAGCUUCAGAAAAAAAUGCAUCGACUUAGAAGCUGAUGUUUUGUCACUCAGAAAGGCCAACUCUGAAUUGGAGGUAAGAUCCAACUACAGUCAGAUAUCCCUUGGUGCCUCUCGAUUGUUUUAAGCCAAGAUUAUAGAGUGAUAGUACAAUUCAGAGCAAGCCAUUUUCUACAACUAUUGUCUCUAGGUCUAAGCUGCGUUUCAUUUUUAUUCUGAAUUGAAUGUUAGUUGACUUUUUCAUAGAGAGCACUGGAAGCACAUCAACUGAAAACAGCAGUGGAGCGUACGACAUUAAAUGACAUCCACAUGCAAACAAUCAAGGUGAGACAACAAACAGGGCCGCGGUAAAGCUAAGCAAAUGGAAAUAAAGUUUUGUUUUUACUUUAUUCAGAUACUCAAAACUACUAUUCAGGGUUAUAACCAAUUUGCAAAGGUCUAAAAUGAGGUUUGUCUUUGACCUGUAGACUAGCAGACCUUUAGCAGCUGGUAAUAAAUUAGUAUUUUCCGCAGAGUUUAGUUCUGUGUGAUUCCUCUGCUUGAUGUUUGAUUCUAGUAUCAUUUUAUCCUUUCCUUUAUUUUUUCUUCAGAGUCUUACCUCCCCUCGGAAAAUCCUAAACACGCCCAAUCGACUGAGUCCACACAGCGCAGCAAGCACUCCUAAACGGUCCCCGGCUGUUGGUCGAAAGUCUAAGCUGUCUUCUCCCGUGAUAGGGUCACCUGAUGAGAAACCCAAACCACAAAAUGGACUGGUAAGGAGAGACAGCUUCCACGAUAUUGGAUCAGACAAUGAAAUGGAUGAUCCGUUCUUCAAUUUUGACUCCGAAGAGAUGGAUGACGAGGAACUUUAUGCUGAAUCGCUUUUGGAGGAGCUAAAAAAGCAACAGGUGAGAAGAGGAACAAACGAAAUUAUAAAUAGUUGAUUGGUGUGGAGGAUGCGCGAGUCUUUUUUAUUUCUUCUUCAUUUUUGAGACCAUUCAAAGAUAAAACUGAAGCAAAACCCUCCCGGUUUAUUUUGGACACUCAUUUGAAACUUGCUUUUUGAGGCAUGAAGAGUAGUACCAGCUCAUAAUUCAGUGGUUAUUUUUUCCUUGACGUUUCCCAGGAAAUGAAUAACGUCCAGUUACAACAGCUCCAGACAGAAGAGGCGACAAGAAUUCGACUGAAUCAAACCGUCAACAAACUUGAACACCAAGUGCAGAAUCUCACGUCGGUGAGUAACUUUACCCGGGAGGUUAAUAUUUAUACAAUAUUAUCGGAGAACGCUGCUCAACCCACCUGCCAAGACCGAGGAAUAAAGAAAGAAUCUUUGCAAGUAACGGGUUGAACUGUAAAUCCCCACGUUAUUGAUAUGUGACGAGGUGCAAUAACUUUUGGUUGGAUGGCCUUGUUACUUGAUCAGAUAGCGCGUAGCAACGUCCAAUCAGACUGCAUACGAGCUAAAGUGUUUUUGUACUUUUCAGGUUCUUGUAGCACGACCAUCAUUAUAACAUUUAUUUGUUGACCGAUGUAAUCACGCUCGAUGAUGUCUUUUAGUUCCCCUUAAAAAUAGAGCCAUGGUUAUUUUUUCAUUAAAAUUAACAUAUCGUUGUAUUUUCUGUGCUUAUUAUGCAACAAUCAAUUUUUUUGGACUUACCUUUUUAAGUUUUGAACAGCAAAUGCGAAUUCGUUUCAUUUUCUUUUAGGUUCUAACCAGUGAGCGGGAAAAGCAUGCUGCAACUGAGACUGAGCUAAACAUGAGGAACCUGGGUCUUGCUGACAAGCUGAAGGAGGCCCGGGGAGAACUUACUGGUAUGUUAAAAAUGUGUUUUUCAGAGCAAUUACUAGUUAUCUCAACCAUUACUACAUGAAGAUGAACUUAUUACAAACACGCCAGACCAUACUACUGUGUAUAUCAAAUACUAACAUUGUUUACUGUUGUUCUCGAUGCAGUACUCCGAAGUGAAAUAGAAGAUUUGAAAUGCUCAAUGCAAGCUUCACAGAGACAAGUUGAUUCGCUGAAGAAGGAACGAGACAUGGAAAGUAUUGAGUCUGGCAGAAGACUUGCCACAUUGGAGAGUAAGGUAUAGGAAACAUAAAUCUUAUGUAUUUUUAGUUUAGUUUUGUUGUCAUCAUCAGGCGUAGAAAGUUUGCUUAAACAAGAAAACAACACAGUACACCUGCCUAAGGGGGGGAGAGGACAUAGUCGAAUAUCAACCGGCUACUAAUUCAAUCGCAUAAACAUGCAGCACCGCAUUUUUUUAUAGAAGUUAAUCACUAUGUUUAUUUGAUUUCAGUUAACAAGGCUUGAAAUAGAGAACUACAAUCAACAGACAGAAAUGGAGAGCUCUAUAGAGAUGAACCAGCACUUACAGGUGAGGCGCGCAGUAUUCGUGUUACUUCCCGGACUUGCUAUUUGCUGCAAAGGAAAGGGAAAGGGUAGAGACAACUGGCUUUGUUUUCCGAUGCAAUACUUCAACAAUUUGAAGUUUUGCAAUUAGAGAAAUUAAGACGGCUGUUGCAAAGCAGAUUGGAUUAUUACAAGUAACUUGAUUGUUUGAUCUGCUCCAGGCGGAUGUAGAGACACUCAGAGAUGAACUGGAAUUCAAGAAUCACAAAAUUGAAGAGGUCGAGAGCAUGUUACAAGCAGAAAGACAGAGACUCAAGGACAUGGGACAAGAAUUGCAGGUACAAAAGCAACAAGUUAGGGUUAGACAGUUUUUCGCCGUUUUUUUUUUUUUUUAACUCCACCGGCGUUCAUACCAUAAAUGGUGAGUACGAAAGAAAAGGCCAUUGGGUUUAAGGUUGGCGAUGACAACACUGCAAUAAUUAUCAAGAACAAGUCUUGAUUCAGUGUUAGCAAAGAUAUCAGAAUCAUUUUCAGUUGCCAUGAUAUAUUGAGAUGAUUUUAUUGAAUGUUACUUUUUUGUUUCUAGGGAACUUUGGAGAAGUUAGACAUUCAAACUGAGACAAAUAACAAGUUGCUGGCUCAACAAGAUAAACAACAGGUAGAUUACUCUGUACUGAACUUUAACAUUCUUGGUGAGUUAUUGACACUUGAUUACUUAUCGUAUUGUAUUGUAGGAUAUGGUGAGGGCUCUGGAACAGCUUGUGGCCUUGAGGACAGAGCUACAAGAAAGCAACUUGACUUGUGAACAACAGGUGAGACAGCUUGCGCCAAAAGGCUGGCCGCCAUGUUGUAUUCUGUAGCUGAGGAAGGUUCUUACCGAGAGGGGAAAGGGUGUCGGGCGAUGGGCGUGAGAAAAAAUCUUUGCUAAAAUUUAAUAUGGCGGCUUAGCUAACUGUCGGUAGUGAAUACUGUGUUCCCUGUGCAUUCAAUGAAAUGUGAAACUGAGAUAAAAUUCCGCAACUUUUAUCAUUUUUGUACAAAAUGAGAUUUGGUUCCAUACCACUAAUGCGAUGGGUUUUGUUUUCACAGGCUCAGAAAAUACACUCUUUGUCAGAGGAACUCGAUGAAGCAAAGACCAGCAUUAGAACGUUGAACAAACGAAACGAAUCCGACAUCGUGAGUGACUUGGUGUUAGUUUUGUUUCCUCGGAAAGCUGUUAUAAUAUUCUUACAGUAAUAAAUAAAUAUAACUGUCGAUUAUUUUCUCUCUUUCAGGAUUGUGUUAACAAUUUAAUGGAGUCUGUCAAAGGUCUAAAAAAGAACCUUGGCGAUAAAGAGGUGAGACUGUCUGUUAAUAUUCCUCCGUCACUUUACUACUGCGAAUCUCAAGAGAAUUUGUAAACACUCUACUUGUACAUUGAUUUUGCUAAAAAGUGACAUUUAUAUUGCUUUAUAUCUUGUCGUGGCUGUUUCUCUCGAAGGCUUGUCUCCAUUUCAAGUUUUUUUUCCUCUUCUACUUGACAGAGGAACCUUUUCGCUUAUUCACGUGAUUUGUUAAACCAUGGGACUAUACAUUAUUUUUUUUGUUCUUUUUCUACAGAGUGAACUCUCAUUUAUCAGAAAUCAACUAGAGGAGAGCAAACUUCAGCAACAGGAGUUGACAGAUAGUAUAGAAGAAAAGGUAAAUUGUUGUUGUACACAUUGGGGCUUUUGAGAACAGUGCUUUGUAUGGUGCUAGUGUCGAUGGGUUUUUCAGUGUCCCAAAGGUAGGCUAACGCGAAUGUCAUUCUUUUUCAAUAGAAACGAACCAUCGAGAAACUGAAGGAAAAACUUGACCGAGAAACGGAGAAGUUUAACAAAGAAAGAUUGGAUCGCGAAACUGAAGUAAGUUGUCACUCUAUUUGUGUCGUUAUUACUUCUCUAAUUCUGUGGCAUUCUUCCUCGUUCAAUAUUUUUUAUCAUCAACAACGAAUACACACAACACAACGGGGUAACGAGAACUUAAAUGAACAAGUGUACUCACUAAAUAUCAAAUCCCGUACAGGCCUGAAUUUUUUUCAGGCCUUAUUUUCACUACUACUCAAGUAGUGUUCAUUACUGCGAAGAUCGCUUUCAUACUCAUGUAAAUAAUUUUUGUCGCAGAUGAGUCAGUUGAGAGAUGAUCUUCGUCGUACCACUGAGCAAUACAGAGAACUUAACCAGGCCCUGGCUCAACAACAGCAACAGAUCACAUGUUUGCAGGUGAGUUGCAACUUAUUUCUUAUUCAUGAAAUUCAAGCCGAAGUGAAUAAUUGAUGUGGUUGCUUUAAGAGCUUUCUCACACUAUUUUUACUAAGCCGGAAACUUGAAGGAGUAAGGCCAUGACAUCUUUCCCGAUCACUACUCGCGUAUUUGUUGUGAAGAGCUGAAACUGAAGAACAGAAUUUGCCUAGAGUGUGUAUAACUAUCGUAUUGUAGCCGAAGCAUCAACACUUUCGUAGAUUGGAAGAUGUUCUGUGGCAGGCAGAAACAAAGCAGACUUUCCUUCAAGCUCAGUUACGUCAAGAUUUCGUUUGUCAAGGAUUAACCGGCGGUUGUAGUUUGAAGACAUUUAGAGUUGGAGGAGCGUAACCUGGUGCUAGUGAACCAUUAAACACGUCACCAUUACCAUCAUUAUAAGAAAGGGAGUGCUUCUAGGCACUGUUAUGUACCCUUUUAUGUUUUAUCCUGUUAGUGUUUAGCUGUCCCCAAUUUGACUAACCAGCCCCACAAGACUAAACGACUUGUAAUGUUAAAUUCUUUUUUUCUUGGAAAGUUGAUCCGCACUGGGGAGUGCUUUUCAGCGCUAUCUUAAACCCCAGUUUGGAUUGCUUUUUGGUGGUUUUCCUCUUUCAAUCCUAUAUCAGCGUGAAAAGUCAUUUAACACUUUCCCAAUGUUUUAUUUUAGAGCUGAACUCUUUACUUUUCUGUACGGCGAGUGCCUCUAGGUGCUGUAUUAACGCCGUGAAUGGUAAAAGGCCCAACCACAAGAGAGUGCUUUUGAGUGCCGAUUAUCCAAAAAUGUGAUUGAACAUUUUACCACAACUUGUGGCUUUUAAAGUUAUUUCAUCAUACGAACUCUGAGAGUUACGAUUCUCUUUGGAGCCUUUUGAGAACAAACUUUUAUUAUUUUAUCAGCAACAGAUUCGUCCUCUCUGCCAUGGCUUACACAAAGGGAAUUUUAUUUUUAAACGUUUUAGAUGUCUUGGACUGCAUCACCUCUUUAAGUUGGGCCUAAACUUACCACUCCUUUCUGAGCCCCUUAGCUAAUUACCUUCUUGUCUUCUGGUUCAAGGCCAUCAGCUGACAUAGAUCCCGGAUGUACUCUUCUUGACACAAUUCCCAUUUAUGCAACCCACAUCACGUGAUCCAGCGCCCAUGUGAAGGUCAUGGAACUGACGUUAUCGGCGCGUUAAGAUGGUUUACAAGAUUCAGCAUCAUACGACAUGGCUUUCUCUUAUUAACAUUCUUUUGCCACUCAAAACUGAUCUUAUUUUAAGCGUCUAUUUAUAAGCCUUAUAUUUAUGAUCAGGCUUUAAUUUGGCCUCUGGCUAAGGUUUGUAGUUUUUAUUUUUACCCACGGACGCAUCUCAAGCGUACCACUUUCGUUAUUCUGUAUCCUGAACUCAUACCUCUUCAAACGGUUUUAUGGAUUUUAUUUAGUGUAGGUUUAUUUACCUAUCAGUAUAUUUAUCUUAUCUGUAUAACUGGUGAGUAUGCGUAUCUUGUGUGUAUCAAACAUCUUAGACUGACUCAGAAGAUGAUCUCUGAGCUAUUGUCCCGUUUUUUAUGUGGCUUCUGUAGGGUAUAAUGAAAAUAGUAUUGUCUCACAAUCUCUGAUCAGGGAAUAAGGGACUGAAGUUUUGAUUAAUUAGUAUAAACGGUUUUCUGUGCGGUUUUUUCUUAAAUAUCUUUUUAUAGCCAGUAUUCAUACGUGGGUUUAAAUAUUAUACGAGAACGCAAGGUAUUUUUUUAUACAAUAUUUAAUAUAUUGAUCCAAGGCAACUUGUACAUAUUUAUAGCUAAGAGUAUUUUACUAAAGCCAUGGCUGCGGUGUGCUUAUGGUGUUCAUUGGUUUUAUAUUUGGUCUCUUGUAUAUAGGCUUACAGAAAGUAAUAAUUUAUAUCAAACAAAUGCCAGUGAAGACUGCUUUGUCUCUCGCAGUGCUUCAGCUCAUACUCAGCUCAAUGUUUGUAGGCUCCCGGAACAAUAUGACAUUCAUUGGAUAGAUCCUCUUUUACAUAUACAUUUAACGUUUUGAAAUGUAGCGUCAAAGUUGUACUGAUAUUUUUACACCAAAGGGAUUUUCAAAGUCGUAUUUCAUCUAACAUAAAGGGGCGAGAAAUAACAUGACGCAAAGCUUAUUAAACGAAUAAGUCACGAAUGAGGCAAUGACAGUAGAAAACACCUCUCAUUGUAAGAUAUGAAUUUUAAGGAUCCAGAGACCACGAGAGCUCAAUGGCCUCUUGCAGUGCCCGUAUUUUGUAAUCCAAUUUACAUUGUCAAGAGCUUGAAUCUUGAGUCGAUGCACUGUAUUAACCAAUAGUGUGUUGUUAGAUAGGUACAGUCGCAUUGUGUAUAUAUAUAUGAAAUACAUGAUCACAUUGCAAACAGUGAAUUUUCAAGGGUGUUUGUUCUUGAUGCAUUAUUGUAAUGCAGUUGAUUACGACAAUACUCCCCCAUCUCACCCCCUCUCUUUGGUUGAUGUUAUCUAACUGCGAAAUAACAAGGGAGAGGUAAGAAAAAACGCUGACAACACCUCAAAUUUUUCCCCUCUGCAUUUAGCUGGUGUAGAGUAGCCAGCAUGUGUGUACACUGUACACUGAACGGGAGGCGUUGGCAGUAUUUUACAGACAGAAUGAAUGAAAGAAAAAACUGGGCUUUUUUCACAAUAGGUUGUAAUUACAGGCUUUGUUUGCAUAUUGUGAUGUACGAGGUUGUAACGUGAUAAGCAGUUCCCAAACCCAUCAGUUGUCUUUCUUAACAUUUCCACUGAAUAAACGCAAACUCCCCCAAAGAAAGUAACAAGUCUAAGGGUCCUGACUGCCGUAGGAAGAGAAACAAUGUCGGGGAAGAAGUCUUUGGCUGAAAUGAAUCGGAUUGGGACGUUUACAACUAUCUUAGAACUGUUAGCGUCCGGUUAAAAGUUACUCUUUACAAUUAAAACAAAAGUUUAAAAUAAUAUUCCUCUCCUUCACGGUGUUUUUAAUCAGCCAAGGCCCAUGCUUCUCAGUAGACAGAGGCUAAAUGUUCAUUGCAAAUAGUUACGUUUCCUAUGCUGAACUUGUAACUAUUUUUUGGUAGAACGUAUUUAGUUUUCCUCCCAAGAAAUAUCGUAAAAAGUAAUCGAGAGAGGAGCUGUAACAGUUUAUACCAAGUUAGUGGCCUGAAAGCUCACUGCAACCAAUGGGAUGGAUAGCAACUCGAAAUGGGAAAAAAAGUAUAGGCAUAACUUAUUGUGUGAAGGAUUUACAUUCCCUGAACAUUUAAAUGUCCAUUUUUAACGCAGUCUGAUUUGAAAGACAAGAAGACUACAGUGGUGACCUUAGAAGACAAGGUAAGAGAAUUUUGCUGGAAACUGAAGUUAUUUUUUUAUGUCCUACUUUGGAGUUAUCCGGUUGGUCUAACAGCUGGGACCUCUACAUACUCAAUUUGACAUCAAAGAGGAAUUUUUAUUUAUGAUAUCUCCAUCGCGAUUGGCUACGAUUAGUUGUCAUUUAUCAUUUUAUGUUUUGUUUACCCUGAGUCAGAAUUAAAUGCCCGCAUUGAUCAAGUACGAAGCACGAAUAAAUGAGUCAUUGUGUUAUUUUCAAGUGGACUCCUCAAAGAAUUAUCGAUAGGAAUGUUUUCCCAAGCGUGGUAACUCUUUUACAGACUUCCUCAAAAAUCCCCUUUUAUUCGUAUUCAAAUCUACCCUUUACAUUAAAAAAAGAAAACGUACUCUAGCUAUAACGGUAAUAUAUAGCUUGUUUGAUAUUCCUUUUGUUUAAAAUUGUUUGAUUCGGGCGAUAAUGUAAAGCAAAGGAAAAAUUUACUUCAGUUCUACCCUUUUGUCCGUGAUUAUCCCGGUUUUAAGGGUAGUGGACAAUCGAUCCGACAGGUUGCCAUGGAAUCGUCUCGAUCACUUCAGCGUUAUCCGAAACGAUCGGGGCAUUCCGAACGAUCCAUGAGGACCAAGGCUAAUGCAACUUUUGGUAGGAAGGGUAAAUCUGCUCGGUUGUCCAUUAUAACUUUUUUCUUUUUUAAACCAAGCUAUUUGAAGAGCGGGAAGUAUAAAUUUUUUGUAAGCCUCGCAAGGUUUUCUACCUAAUCUGGGAUUGCUUUACUUCUGAUAACGUUUCUACAGGUGCGAGAAAUCGAACAAUCCAAGGCCGAGCUGGAGUCUCGAUACGAGAGUCGGCUGAAUCAGUUCCAACAUUUGAACGAAUCACUGGACGCAUCUGGAAUGAUUGAAUCACAUGAAGCUGAGUUGGACAAACUGCGCACCACACAGGUAUUUAUCAAACGGAAAUACACUUGGUCAAAUAAUAUGCAGAAAGAUACUUCCUCGUCGAUUUAUAAACAUGUUUCAAACCAGUGCCCUGGUGGAACUAUGGGUCUGGUUCAGAUAUGGGAAAAAAACAUUUGUAUGAAACGUUGAACUCGUGUUGUUACCGCUGUUUUUUGUUUUUUUCCGAGCCUCAUUACAAAGCUAGAAAACGUUUCUCGAGGGACGAAAUGUCGCACGACAAUUUGUAAUCUAGUUUUCGACCAGUUUAGCUCAAAGUUAACUCAAUUUUCCAGGGAUUUUCUAUUUUAUCUAAAUCAUGUAUGUGUUAGUUCCAACAGCAAUGUUUCGUUUCUGUAACUUUCAUCACGUUUCAUUCCAGUCCAUUGGUUUGAUAACUAAUCAUGGAGGUAGCAAGUUCCUUCCAUGUUGCCUUUCCUUCACCUUUAUUCACUCUUAUUUCUUGUAGUUCAGUAUGUCAAAAGUGAUCGAUAACUUGGAGGCUCAUCGUCAAGAAAGAAAUGAAGAAAUUGAAUUAUUACGAGGUCAACUGGAGGAGAUGGAUGAACUGAAAAGAAAUAACGACCUGCUGGAAACACACUGCAAGACACUCACUUAUCAACUGGAGGCUGAGAGGAACGAAGCCAGAGAAAAGUAAAUACUGUAGUCUUUAUGUUAAUUAUAGAGAGACCUCAGCGUAAGCGGAUUCGUCGUUUAAGUUCAUAAGGCGUCCUCUUUCAGGGGAUUAUGACGAAGCCCGCUGUUAAGCCUACUGUUUUGUCAUUUUCAGAGAGGAAAAGUUCAAAACUGAAGCUGAUGAGUCAAAGAAGCAAUUAGAGGCCGCCAAUGAGAAUGAAAGAAGUGCCACGGCGCUGAAGGUCAGUCACUGACUUAUGAUAAGUCGGUUUAGAGAAACUUGAACUUCUACUAUAGAGAAUUUCCAGCGUUUCAUUGCGACUUAGGGUGCUUUCGCGGUUCAAAAGGGACGUGUGCUUUUCAAGAUUUUCUAAAAAUGUGGCGGCAAUUUUUUUUGCCAGCGAAACUAUCGAAAUGGCUGUCACAAUUAUUGUUUCAAAAUUCAUUGGUUUGCUGCUUUGCUUUCAGGACCAGAUUUUAUCGGAGAAAGCAGCCAUCGAAUCAGUGUAAGUAUUCUGUCACUCGUCACAAUGGGAAGAAUGUGGGUAAACAGGUUAAAGACAUGUCAUGUGAUUUUAUUGGUAUACUACCUUUCUAGGAAUAUCCUCGGAAUGGAAAACGUAAGUUUCGUGUGGUUUUCCAUUGAACUGACAUUCGGCUGUCGCCCUUUUUCUUGGGUUGUGUUAUGUUCAGUCACCUAACCAAUUUACGGUUUCUUUUCUCAAGUCCAUUACUUUUUAACUUGACACAAACGAUUAUCAGAGCUCUUUCCGUAAUCAGGUUAGUCCUGUCUGGUGUACACGUGUAUCACAUGAAUGAGGAGAAGGCUGAGUAGAAUAUGUUAAUUCAUGGACGAGAAAAAGAUGUUUGUUACUGAAAUAUCGCAAUGAAGUGCUCUGAUUCUACAGCACUCCUGUUUUCGUCCUUUCCAGCGAGGGUUUAUAGCCUGCUUGUUUCUUUACACAGGUUGGCUGCAGCGAAGCUAAACAUGGAGACAGCACUAGAGGAUGCUGAAUACAUGGCCGAAGAACUUGAAAGGUGAAAAAAAGAGAGAUUUGACAUUGAUAAGAAACAAUGAAUACAUGCCCAAUCCAAUUUGACAGUCUGAGUUUACGUCAACUUGGGUCCAUCAGUAAGAGGCUCUUAGCUUCUUUUAGAGCGAUUCAGGUACAAGAUAAUAGUAGAUUGUUAUUAUGAUCCAUUGUCAGGAACUAGUGACUUAAAUACAGAAACGAGGGUCACGAACUACCCGCGAGUUGUCGUCCCCUAAAUAAAUACACUUGAAGCCAUCUGAUAACGCGUAACUUUUUUAUUAAGAAUGAAAAUUUUCAACUGUGAAAGAGUUUUUGAGAUUGUUUUAAAGAUUAUUUUUCCAUGAUAUAUCAUUUUUAUAAGUAUCAUUUGUUUUAUUUUGAUGUUUUGUUUUGACGAGUAGAAGAGAUGGGAGGGAAAUCCAAGGUCAUAUUUGCUGUUACUGCAUUUUUAAACUCGUCCUGAUAUUUCGCAUUUUAGAACUCGACAGCUUGAGAAGCAAGGAUUUGAAGAAAAAGAAGAACUGAAAUCUAAACUUGAAUCCGCCAUGGAAGAGAAGUUCAAACUGGAGAAGGUAAGAAAUGUUAUAUCGGUAUUUAAGGUAAAUUUUCCUUUCUCAGUAAAUGCAUUUCCUUCGUCGCCAAAAACUUGAGAAGCAUUCUUGAGUACGAUUUGACUCUCCCCAAUUAAGGAGUGUAGGGUGAGUUUGCUUCAGAACAAAUUUAUACAAGUGUUAAUUAAGAGUUUCUUUGUUAUUUUUUUUCUUGCUUGGCCCUUUAAAUUUUGCGUGUUGUAAAAUUCUUUUCGAAUGUAUGGUGAAAGAUGCGAAUAUUGUGCAUGUAACGAUUAUUGUGCCUUUUCUUUUGCGGUUUGUUUGUGGUAGGUAUUGAAAAAAAUUGAAGAAGAGAAUGCUCGAUUGAAGGGCCAUCAGAACCCACAACAGAAAGUACAGCACUUGUUGGCAAUUAAAAAGGAAAAUAAUGCUCUUAAAGAGGUAAGAUACUUUCGAUUAGCAAGGCCAUUUAAAGCUCAAAACGUUCUGGACAAUAUUCUUGAGGCUUUCUGCUCACACUGAGGCACACAGCUCUCCCAACGGCUACGUGCGAAAGUAUUUUUAAACGGCGCGCAAUGACACCUUGGAUCACUCAAAGGCCGCGAAGAGAAAUCUAUGUUUAUGUUCCAUAUUACUUCCCUCGUCUCUUAAAUUAGAAACGCAAACCGUCAAUUUUACUCAUGAUGACCUCCUAAGGCCAUAUAUUUGUUUCGCUUUUUUUAAUUUCUUUAUUAAUUAUGUCACAGUCAGACCCCAGUUGUUCGAAGAGUAGACAACACUACCUACUGGAUAAAUCUCCGGUCGGUAGGGCAGUAUACGUUUUGUCAACAAUUAUCCUUUGGAUAGUGUUUCCCACCCUUGCUUGAUCUGAGUCUCCAGGAAGAAUCCAACACGCUCCAGUGCAGAAUACUCGUUCGUGGGCUAGGCCACUUCAAGGUUAAGUUUUUAUAUCGCCAUAUUUCUUUUAAUAAGAUAACAGUUUGUUUUGUUUCUUUUUCUAUUCAGCAAGUGAACAAGCUGAUUAAAGAAACCCAGAAGUGCAGUUGUAAAGGGAAGAAAGCGCCACUUAACAGCAAAAAUGGAGGAGGUGAGGGCAAGAAAGAAGGAAAAUCAAAGACAAGUUCAUCAAGCGAGGAAGAAGGGACAUCGGAUAUAAAAGAUGCGAUGGACAAGGAAAAUGUGUUUUCUGCUGCUACUUGAAAACUUUUGCGUUACUUGCUAUCUAGUGGGUCAAGGUUUUAACGUUCAGUCAAUGAUUACAAAGGAAGAAAUUGCGUUUUACCUGUGACUUCAUCUGCUUUGUAAAGGAGCAGUUACACGAGUCUGAAACACGAUUGUACGACGAAUACAGACUGAUUAUUAAGCAAGUUAUUUUAGUUUAGAACUGAAGUUGGUUUGUGUCUUGGGGCGAGAUGAGAAAACAUCCAUGAAGCCACGAAUAUGGCUUCUUUUUAACAAAAAGCGGUGUUCUCUCUAGGCCUGCCUAGGAAUAUGCUAAGUAGUCACUUAUGUUUUAGGGUUUUAAACGGGACCCGAUGGGGAACCGCGUAUAUUUCUAUAUAUUUUGUAUAACUGUGGCUAUGAUCUAUAAGUAUAGCUUUCAUUACAGCGAGGUGUUUAGGUUCAAAACAGUGAAUUAGCAGCCGGCAUUGUCAGCUUGUUAAAUUCGCUUAUCUUGUGAACCGAUCCACGGGCUUUUGAUAUGUACAAGAAUAUCUAACAUAUUCUUCAAUUUCAGGAGAUCGACGAGUACUUGUAGUCUAGAAUUUCAAAUAUCUCUAUCAUAGUUUGAUUGUAACGCAUGCCGUGCUCAGCAUCAUACAGUAUAUGCACUAUCAGCAGUCAUUCUGCUAUUUUUAAAGAACUCAGUAACAAAACCUCAUCUUAUCCUAAGUCUAUUUCAUGUUUUAUUCAUUAUCAGAGCUUUUUCCAUGGUACACACGUAUUAUUUUUGUGGCACUCUUGAUCCCUAUGUAUCAACGAACGCUUUCCAUUUCUUCAAUUCAUUCUUGUUUUUCUCGUUAACCAAUAGCGUGACCCCAUCUUUCUUUAAAAAAAAAACCACCAACUCACCUUAAAAAUUUCUUGACGGUGACCAAUAAUGGCAUAAUCGAUUCAGUUAAUGAAAAAAAUUAUCUAGCAAAACCUUUCACAGACGUAUCACCACAGUUUCUUUGCAGACUCAUCCCCUUCAUUCAGUUGUUGAUAAACACAUGCUUACUUUGAACUAGGUAAUUUAGUGUUAACAACUGGGUUGA